UUUCCCUAAUUGUCAUUCAGCACCCCAUUUCACUCAAGAAACUGGUUCUUCACAGGGAACAUGUUAUUAUGACAGAUAGCAUUGCUUAAAACUUGCUGAUCCUCUCUUUUAAAAUGCAGACUGUAAGGAUCAAGACACUGUCUGGUGCAGGAAUGCUGCUUUUUGCUGCACUGUUCAUUUUUAGCCAGACUUCACAUGUGGGGUCCAUAGAAGUGACCCAUUGGGCAGAGGUCAUGAUUGAGGGGAAUAAAACCUUAGAUGUUGCAGCCAAUCUGCCUGGACUUAUAGGAACCAUUCUAGAUACAACAGGGGUGACUAUCACAAAUGCUGAAAUUGCGGCAGAGUGUGAAAUAAUUGGCCAAAAUACAACAUGCUGGUGUGGACCAGACUAUGUUUGGAGCAAUUUUGUGUGUGACUCUGUAAAUAAAUGCUGCAACGUGGAUAAAUGUGUGGCAAAUAUAUCAUACGUCACGCCUUUGUGUCUGCCCAAAGUGAAUGUUUCACUCAUUGGCAUGCUCACUGGUAGCUCCUCAACAGUCGUAACCAUGCUGCAGACCGCGUUUAGUGUGCUAAAUGCCUUCAACUCGUUGACUAUACAAGCCACCCUUCUCACAGGGUCAUUUACAUACGCUCACAAUUUCACAGUGUCUCUCAGUUCUGUGUUCGCCACCUCCAAAGUUCAAAGCAUAAUUGCUACAUUAUUGACGAAUCCAACCAUUUACAGUCUCAAUGUUAAGUCUCUAGGAAUGGUAUUCAUAGAGGCACCUAUUGGAAAACUGUGUUAUAAUUCAAGACAACAGCUCAAUUGUACCAGUAUAGAGGCUAUGAGCAAGUGUGUGUGGCAGAUGUCAAGAGGUGCAGAAGUGCCAUUGAUUCUGGGACCAGGGAGUGAAGUAAUGCUGUCAGAUACUUGUACAGAAACAUCAACAAUCACACUUAUGAAGACAAGUGGAUUCUGGUCAGGAACAUACGGCUGCCUUUUUGUCAGCGGGAACAUAGCUCACAUGGCCAUGGCACCUAUUCAAAUUGCACUGCUGCCAGAAGCCAUUAAUGUGACAAGCAAUCCACAAACUAUAGAUUGCUCUGAAGCACCAUCCGCCAAAGUUACCAUCUCAUGUUCCAUCGACAACAGUAGUGAAACCUACAUAUCCCGGUUAAAACUCGGAAGUAUAGAAAAUACUACACCAAUUAAAGAAGUGCGCAGUGGUAUAAUCAAGUAUACAGUAGACUUCACUGUUAAUUGUCUGGCAGAAGGCAAACCAAGUUCACUUGAGGCCAGUUGCACUUUAGAGAACACUUUGAAUCAGCUGCGAAAUCACUCAAUAAAAAUACCAAUCAUUUACCCCAGUGACCUGUUUUGUGCAGUGGACGUAAUUGAAGAGAGAACAUGGCCAAAAACAAAGAAUAAUGAAACAGCUGUUAUAGACUGUACUGCAUCAGGGAGACAGGGCACAAUGAAACGCAAAUGCAAUGGGAAAACAUGGGGUGAAGAAGUCUCUCUGUGUGUUAAAGCAGUCCUGAAUAAUGUAGCUUUGCAAGCAAAGGAUUUUGAAAAAGGACUUGGAGCAACACAAGAGGUCGCUCAGUUAAUCUUUCAGAGUUUGAAAAACAACACAUCCGAAGAUUCCGAUAACAGUUUUGGUGAUGUCAAAACUGCAGUUAAUGUUUUCCUAACUAUGAAACAGGCAUCAGUAAACAUGCCACUAGGCGAGAACCUUAUUCCAGAUUUCAUCGAAUCAGCCAGCAGCAUGUUGAACGUAACCUGGGAUGGGGGAGAUGAGGAAGAGAGCGCUUCACUGGCCACACAAUAUCUGUCAUCCGUAGAAGGCCUUGUAAACAGCAUCAGAAUAAACAACAGUGAGGGCUACAACUCCUCAAACAUUCAGCUUCAGAUCUGCCGAAGCGGCACCACUUGCAACAAAACCGUUUUCAACGUGGACGUUGAGCUGAACGCAACAGCAGAAAUGGUGAAAACAGUAGGAUUACAGAGCUUGGCCAACCGCUUGCCAAAAUUGGGUUAUGAGGACUCAUUGUUUCCUAGCAUAGUCGUAUCCAGCACAGUUGUGAACAGCACUCACCCUUCGGUGAACAUCAGACUGGCUUUUCCAAAUGAUGAGGGCGGCAGUGCCACGAUGCAAUGUGUGUUUUGGAACGUCUCGGAGGAGAGAUGGUCAGACGAAGGUUGCGAUUACGUUCAAGGUCCCGGGAACACCGCCUACUGUGAAUGCAACCAUCUCACCUCCUUCUCCAUGCUCAUGUCCAAGCAUUCAGUAAGCAUGCCUUUUCUAGAUCAGCUCACAUACAUCGGACUGGGAGUCUCCAUAUGCUCUCUCAUCGUCUAUAUCAUCAUCGAGUGUUUGGUCUGGAGCGCCGUAGUUAAAUCCAGCCUCUCUCACUUCCGGCACACUUCACUCCUCAACAUCUCUCUGUGUCUGCUUUUGGCCGACUGCAGCUUCUUAGCUUCCUCUUUCCCAUCAAUCCUAAAUGAUACCACGUGCCUUGUUUUGGUGGUGGCUAAGCAUUACUUCUUCCUGGCGAUGUUCUUUUGGAUGCUGUGUCUGAGUGUCAUGUUGGUCCACCAGCUCAUUUUCGUCUUCAGCCACAUUGGGAAAAAGAUUUACAUGAUCAUCGGAUUCACCAUUGGCUAUGUUUGUCCAACAGUGACUGUGGCGGUAACAUACGUGUACUACGAUCAAGCAACUGACAUCCCGUAUUACAGCUCGAAAACAUGCUGGCUUACCUAUCAGUCAGCCAUGCAGGGAUCCAUUCACGCAUUUCUCUUUCCAGUUGGGACCAUAGUGCUGGUGAACUUGGCUUCCAUGGUGGUGGUCAUUGCAACGGUUUUAAAGCCGUCUGGAGCUGAGACCAACAAAAAGGGGGACAAAGAUGCAGCAAAAAGCAUAAUCAAAGUGAUUAUGUUUCUCACUCCUGUUUUUGGUGGGACUUGGAUUCUGGGGAUUUUGGUGUUUCUGAUGGACGACUUUACACAGUUUAUUACAUACAUAGUGCAUUACGCGUUCACCAUAGUCAACUCCCUGCAGGGCUUCUUCAUCUUGUUGACAGGAUGUUUUGCAGAAAAAAGGGUCCGAGAUGAAAUAUUAAAAAAAGUUCUGGGGAAAUCUGGAAAAGAACAAGCAACAGCAACAUCCGUCGCAAAAUAAAUGAUCCACACAAAUGGAUGCACACAAG
Messenger RNA from Rhinichthys klamathensis goyatoka, 3189 nucleotides. It is a transcript of the gene adgrf3b, whose product is annotated as adhesion G protein-coupled receptor F3b. NCBI's taxonomy places the organism in Eukaryota, Metazoa, Chordata, Actinopteri, Cypriniformes, Leuciscidae. Gene Ontology annotation, cellular component: membrane. Gene Ontology annotation, biological process: G protein-coupled receptor signaling pathway; cell surface receptor signaling pathway. Gene Ontology annotation, molecular function: G protein-coupled receptor activity. The transcript has 17 exons. The coding region runs from base 114 to 3161 and encodes 1015 amino acids. The record is from RefSeq and is a predicted model, not a curated record.